Messenger RNA from Dibothriocephalus latus, 432 nucleotides. NCBI's taxonomy places the organism in Eukaryota, Metazoa, Platyhelminthes, Cestoda, Diphyllobothriidea, Diphyllobothriidae. The record is from the annotation of a GenBank genome assembly.
AUGAAGCACACCUAUACGCAAUAUACGAUCUCUGCCACGACGUCCGCGGGAACCGACGCUCCCCAUCCUCUUGGCAUCGCCGGACAGGUGUUAAAUCUGCGAGGUGAUGCCGGAUUGCGAAUUGCAGGCUGGUAUGUUCAAACUCUGAGGGAUGACGGCGCCCAAUUUUUAACAGCCAAAUCCCUUUCUGAAAACCGUGUUGAUGUGGCGUGUGUCUCUGAAGUCUGCCUACCCGGCACUGGCUACGAACUGCUACAAGUACCAGGAGCUGACUCUGCGAACCAUCUCUACCACAGUGGUGUCUCCGACAACUCUGGACAGUAUGGUGUCGCUAUAGCUUUGGCCGAUAAAUGUCAAGCGAUCUACUCGUCAUUGCCGGUGAUUGGAACGCCCGACCAGGUGAUUGUGACGCUGGAACCCAUCAUGUGGUAG